AUGGCUGAGGAAUCGCUGCUCGAGCGCAAGUACUUUGACGGCAUCUACAUCCCCGCUGGCCUUUUGGUCUUCGGCACCGUCAUCGUCAAGUCGGAAUGGACCCUCUACGCCGCCCUCGUGGCCCUCGUCUUGGGCGCGAUCAAGUACUGGAGGAUGCUCCCCAAUAAGAUCCUCAAGCCCAAUGUCUUCCAGGAAUUCGAGCUCAAGGAGAAGACCGUCAUCUCCCAUAACGUCGCCAUCUACCGCUUCAAGCUCCCCACCCCCGCCGCCAUCCUCGGCCUCCCCAUCGGCCAACACAUCUCCAUCGGCGCCGCCAUCGAGCAACCCGACGGUUCCACCAAGGAGAUCGUGCGCUCCUACACGCCCAUCUCGGGCGACCACCAGCCGGGCUACUUCGACCUGCUCAUCAAGUCCUACCCGACCGGCAACAUCAGCAAGCACAUGGCCUCGCUACAAGUCGGCCAGACGAUCCGCGUCAAGGGUCCCAAGGGCGCCUUCGUGUACACCCCCAACAUGGUGCGUCACUUCGGCAUGGUAGCCGGCGGCACGGGCAUCACGCCCAUGCUGCAAGUCAUCCGGGCCAUCGUGCGCGGCCGCGCCGCGGGCGACCGCACCGAGGUCGAUCUGAUUUUCGCCAACGUUACGCAGCAGGAUAUCCUCCUGAAAGAAGACCUGGACGCGCUGGUGGCUGAGGAUAAGGGGAUUCGCGUGCAUUACGUACUCGAUCGCCCGCCUGAGGGCUGGACUGGUGGUGUGGGCUUUGUUACCCAGGAGAUGGUGGAGAAGUUGUUGCCUAAGCCGGCGGAUGAUGUCAAGAUUCUGUUGUGCGGCCCUCCCCCGAUGAUUAGUGGGUUGAAGAAGGCGACGGAGGCGUUGGGCUUUAAGAAGGCUAAGCCGGUUAGCAAGUUGGAGGAUCAGGUGUUUGCUUUCUAA
This is a messenger RNA of Neurospora tetraspora, 933 nucleotides long. RefSeq lists its product as uncharacterized. Gene Ontology annotation, cellular component: endoplasmic reticulum. Gene Ontology annotation, molecular function: oxidoreductase activity. NCBI's taxonomy places the organism in Eukaryota, Fungi, Ascomycota, Sordariomycetes, Sordariales, Sordariaceae. The transcript is spliced from 3 exons. The coding region runs from base 1 to 933 and encodes 310 amino acids. The record is from RefSeq and is a predicted model, not a curated record.